AUGGCCAAAAAGACGAAGAAAUCCGCCGAGCACAAGGAGCGUGUCGCGGCAAAGCAGUCAAAGAAGUCCGCACAGAAAGAAAAAAGAUCCAAAGCCAAGGGCAAGGAUGCAGACAGCGACGCCGAAGAUGCCGAUUUGGAUGCCAUCUUGGCUCAGUACGCCGAAGAACAGGCAAGAUUCUUGAAGGUGACCGAAGUCGCCUCCGAGCCGCCUAGCCCUCGUUCCUCGUCAACAGUGCUGGGGUCUCCGUCAAACCGAAACGAGCUGUUGGUUUUUGGCGGAGAGUACUUUGAUGGGACGCAUGCCACCUUCUUCAACAAUUUGUUCGUCUAUCUGAUUGAUCGGAGCGAAUGGAGAGAAGUUACUAGUCCCAACAGUCCCCUUCCUCGAAGUGGUCAUGCAUGGUGCCGUGGAGGAAACUCUGGAGGCAUUUACAUGUUUGGAGGAGAGUUCUCGUCACCUAAACAGGGUACGUUCUACCAUUACAACGACUUCUGGCACCUAGACACAUCUACGAGAGAAUGGACUCGGCUCGAGUCUAAAGGCAAAGGCCCUCCCGCUAGAAGCGGUCAUCGCAUGACUUAUUUCAAGAACUACAUCAUUCUCUUUGGCGGUUUCCAAGAUACCUCUCAGCAGACAAAGUACCUGCAGGACCUCUGGAUCUAUGACUGUAACCAGUACACCUGGUCCAAUCCCACUUUGUCCAUUUCCUCCCAAAAGCCCGAUCCUCGCUCAUCAUUCUCUUUGCUACCACAUGAGACUGGAGCGGUUCUCUACGGAGGCUACUCACGAGUGAAGGCAGCUGCAGGGGGUGGUAAGCAAGGCAAGGGUGGCCCCCAGAAAAUGGCUCUCCGGCCGAUGGUUCACCAGGACACUUGGUUCCUAAGAAUUACACCCCCUGCACCGGAGGCACCAUCUUCAACGCCACCUGCAGUUCGAUGGGAGCGACGAAAGAAGCCCGCCAAUACGCCCAAUCCACCCCGCGUUGGAACCACCAUGGCGUACCACAAGGGCCGUGGAAUUAUGUUUGGCGGUGUCCACGACGUGGAACUGACCGAGGAGGGCAUUGACAGCGAGUUCUUUGAUGCCAUGUUUGCUUGGAACACGGACAGAAACCGGUUCUUCCCGUUGAGUCUGCGACGUCCUCGGGCGCCCGGCAAGAAGCAGCAAGCAAACCAAAAUGCGAAGUCUAAGAACAGAGGCAAGGCAGAUGAGGAAGAGCUUCUGGCGAACCUCAAAGCUCUGGAAGCUAAAGUGGGCAUCCAGGCCGAUGACGAUGAUGAUAUGGAAAUUGGCACGCCUCAACCUGAAGAGCCCGUGGAGCCUGCAAAGCCCUCUGUUGUUCGCUUUGAAAUGCCCCACAAGCGGUUCAAUGCCCAGCUUGCUGUGCAGGAUGAUACCUUAUUUAUCUUUGGUGGCACGUUCGAAAAGGGCGACCGGGAAUUCACUUUCGACGAUAUGUACUCCGUCGAUCUAGUCAAGUUGGACGGCGUUAAAGAGCUGUUUUACAGGGAGCCUGAGAAUUGGAACCUCCUCAACGAAGUGGAAGACAGUGACGAAGACAUGGACGACGAAGACGAGGAUGAGAUGGAUGAAGAUGAUGAGGCAGACGCCGAUGCGAUGUCUUUGGACGCUCCUUCGCCUGCCCCAACAGAUGUGACGGUACCGUCUGUUACCAAGGAUAUGGAACAACUAGAAGUCGAGGAGCCAGAAGAGCAAAAUGUCAACGAUAGCAGGCCCUUGCCUCGGCCGUUCGAGAGCUUGCGGGAGUUCUUCAGCCGCACAUCGGAAGAAUGGCAAACUAUCAUGAUGGAAGUUGCCAAGGAGAGGGGACAGGCUGGCGAGAAGACAAUCAAGGAGCUGCGCAAGGCAGCGUUCUCCAUGGCCGAAGAAAAGUGGUGGGAUAGCCGAGAGGAGGUUAUGGCUCUGGAAGAUGAGCAAGAAGAGGCCGGUAUCGGGGAGGUUGUUAGCAUGUCUGAUCGUACUGACAACAUGGGAGGUGCUGGUCGUCGCCGCUGA
Penicillium bovifimosum is the source of this 2019-nucleotide messenger RNA. RefSeq names its product putative Kelch repeats protein. Gene Ontology annotation, molecular function: protein binding. The coding region runs from base 1 to 2019 and encodes 672 amino acids. Lineage: Eukaryota; Fungi; Ascomycota; Eurotiomycetes; Eurotiales; Aspergillaceae. The transcript has 3 exons. The record is from RefSeq and is a predicted model, not a curated record.